AGAAAUGUCUCGUGCUCAGUUUGCUGGCGGAUGUAGUUGUCGGUAUAUCUUCCUCUAAUUUAAGCAGGUCUUCACUAUUUCUGGAAAGGAAAAAGUUGCCAUGGCGUCUUCUUUGCCCAUUAAGAUUGGAAUUAUUGGCGGUUCUGGUCUCGACGAUCCGGAUAUCUUGGAGGGAAGAAUGGAGCGAUAUGUUGAGACACCAUAUGGGAAGCCAUCAGAUGCCCUGAUACUGGGGAAGAUAAAAAAUGUGGACUGUGUGCUCCUUGCAAGACAUGGGAGACAGCACACCAUCAUGCCAUCAAAUGUGAACUACCAGGCCAACAUCUGGGCUCUCAGAGAAGAAGGCUGUACACAUCUGUUGGCCACCACGGCCUGCGGCUCACUCCGGGAAGAGAUUCAGCCAGGAGACAUUGUCAUCAUAGACCAGUUUAUUGACAGGACCACCAAGAGAGCUGAGACGCUGUAUGACGGUCAGCCCACAAGCCCACCGGGUGUUUGUCAUAUCCCCAUGGCUGAGCCUUUCUGCAACAGGACCAGAGAGGUUCUAGUGGAGGUGGCGCGCAGUCUGGGGAUCAAGUGCCACGUACGAGGGACCAUGCUGUCCAUCGAGGGACCUCGCUUCUCCUCGCGAGCAGAGAGCUUGAUGUUCCGCCAGUGGGGGGCUGACGUCAUCAAUAUGACCACCGUGCCAGAGGUGGUCCUAGCUAAAGAGGCUGGCUUGUGCUAUGCCAGCAUCGCCAUGGCAACAGACUACGACUGCUGGAAGGAACACGAGGAAGCAGUCUGUGUGGAUAACGUACUGAAAACAAUGAAAGAGAACGCCAACAAAGCGAGCAGCAUCUUGCUAACUGCAAUCCCACAGAUCAGUCAGAUGGACUGGACCCAGACGAUCAAGAACCUGAAA
This is a messenger RNA of Austrofundulus limnaeus, 904 nucleotides long. It is a transcript of the gene mtap, whose product is annotated as methylthioadenosine phosphorylase. Gene Ontology annotation, biological process: nucleoside metabolic process. Lineage: Eukaryota; Metazoa; Chordata; Actinopteri; Cyprinodontiformes; Rivulidae. The record is from RefSeq and is a predicted model, not a curated record. Gene Ontology annotation, molecular function: S-methyl-5-thioadenosine phosphorylase activity. Gene Ontology annotation, cellular component: cytosol.